ACCAGAAACCCGUAAAAUGAUACUGCAAAAUGGCGUCUACUAUCCUGAAGAUGUUGCGUUUGUUUGGGUUAAAACCAUGUGUUGUCCCCACUCAGAUUAAGGCUGUUUUACACCAUCAGUAUAUGAACGCAGAACUGGAUGCAACCAAUAUAUUCGUGCGAUAUUUCUCCUCGAGUCUUAAUUAUGGCAACAAGGCUGACGAUUAUAACUGGGGCGGGAGAUUGGCUAUCCCCAUGGAUCGCCUGACAGUGACGUACAGCAGGAGCAGCGGACCGGGCGGGCAGCACGUGAACAAAGUCAACACAAAGGCAGAAAUCCGGUUUCAUGUACAGACAGCAGACUGGAUUCCGGAUGAUGUUAGGAAUAAGAUCAUCAUCCAGAAUAAAAAUCGCAUCAACAAAGUGGGCGAGUUGUUGGUUACAUCCGAGGCAAGUAGAAGUCAACAGCAAAACCUGAAUGACUGUUUGCAGAAAAUCCAAGACAUAAUUGCAGAAGCCAGCCAGAAGCCACAUGAACCCACUGAAGAGGAUAUUGCCAUAAGGAGGGCAAGGCUGGAUUAUAUGAACAAGGAAAGGCUAAAACAGAAGAAGAUUCACUCAGUCAUAAAGCAGAGCCGGAAAGUGGAUUUUGACUGAAGGAGAGUUCCACAGAUAGCCAUUGCACUCUACCUCAUUGCAUUCUGCAGUAAGGUGCACCUGGACUAAUGCCAUUGUAGCUGAAAAUAUAUAUUGCGGAAUUGUGAUUUUUAAUGGUAUGUUUUUUUCUGAAAUAAAGAAUAUGUGCAUCAUUAAAA
Molecule: messenger RNA, 793 nt
Organism: Paramormyrops kingsleyae
Lineage: Eukaryota; Metazoa; Chordata; Actinopteri; Osteoglossiformes; Mormyridae
Gene: mrpl58
Product: mitochondrial ribosomal protein L58
Biological process (GO): mitochondrial translational termination
Cellular component (GO): mitochondrial large ribosomal subunit
Molecular function (GO): peptidyl-tRNA hydrolase activity; translation release factor activity, codon nonspecific
Source: RefSeq, a predicted model, not a curated record